Cetraspora pellucida is the source of this 540-nucleotide messenger RNA. The record is from the annotation of a GenBank genome assembly. NCBI's taxonomy places the organism in Eukaryota, Fungi, Glomeromycota, Glomeromycetes, Diversisporales, Gigasporaceae.
AUGAAACAAUAUCCAUAUACAAUAUCGAAUCUAAAGACCCUAAAAGAAAAAACAGCAAUAUUUCUUUUAGAUUACUUUUUUAAAAUAUUUAAAAGUCAAGGAAAGAGUAAACUUUACAAAAAGCAAAAAUAUCUACUAUAUCAUUUGGUUUCUUUAGAUCAAGUUGUAGAUGUAAAAUGCUUACCUACAGGAUUCAGUACAAGUUUUCUACCUUUUACAAAUACUUGUGACUAUUGCUAUAACAUACUGAAUGAAGGAGAGGUUUUAACCUGUGGUCAUGGAUACCAUUAUAAAUGUUAUGAUAAAUUAUAUUACAGUUGCAACCAUUGUAAAGAAUAUUAUAAGAAAGGUAUUAAUUAUAAUGUAAAGAUGUUCAUUAAAUGUUUAGAAAAAGGUUUGAAUGUUCUUACUAAUGAGAAACUACAAGACAAAGAAGAGUCCACCCCAACAGCAGAUGAUUCUGAUGAUCAAACAGAGCUAGAAAGCAUUUCAGAAGUCCAUAAUAAUUUUGUAAAUGCACUUGAGGCAAUGUCUUGCUAG